This is a messenger RNA of Orbilia oligospora ATCC 24927, 1041 nucleotides long. RefSeq lists its product as uncharacterized. The record is from RefSeq and is a predicted model, not a curated record. Lineage: Eukaryota; Fungi; Ascomycota; Orbiliomycetes; Orbiliales; Orbiliaceae. The transcript is spliced from 2 exons. The coding region runs from base 1 to 1041 and encodes 346 amino acids.
AUGCACUUCAUCCGCUUCCUCAAAGUCCCCACCACCACCUCCAAACCCUCCUCCAACAUCAUCACUGUUUCCACACUAAUCACCAUCUCCACCGACCUCUCCGAAGCAUUCUACAAUGGAAAUGCUACCCUCCGAGCUACUCUUCGCGCGGAUACCCAAUCCCGCCAAUUACUUGCGUCAAAAACCGUGACUUGGACACCGGGAUUAAGAAAUAUACCAAUCCAAUUCACAUUCACAGCCUCAAAGGAUACGGCUACAGAUGGGAUAGUCUGUAUCUCUGCGACCGAAAACCGGGCGGAUGAUAUGCGAACAUUAUUCGCCGGUCCUUCGGAAUCACGAAUACUAUCGGCAUGGAGUACGCCCUUCAACAUUCUUCAAAACGGGAGUAAAGCAGAGGCGUUCGUCGAGCGAAAACUUCAAUUGUCUGCUGGGAAGAUGGUGAGGAUAUGGGAAGAAACUAGAGAAGAUAUUGCCAGGCAUAUAUGGCCCGGUGGUCUAGCCAUGACCUCUUACCUCUCCACCCUCCCCACACCACCCACAGGACAACUACCAUCCCUCACCCCACUCCUAUCGAACCCCUCCUUAAAUGUCCUAGAACUCGGUGCCGGCUGCGGUUUAGCCGGAAUAGUCCUACACACCCUCCUACCUUCUACAAAAGUAACCGUAACAGACCUACCCAUAACAACGGAGAUAACAUCCAAAAACCUUACUAGUAACUCCAACGAGAACAGUAACAAUAUAUCAUACUGUCCACUCGAUUGGGCUUCUUCUUUACCGGAGUGGUGCGCUUCUUCAACAUAUGAUUUGAUCUUGGUCGCAGAUUGUACGUAUAAUACCGCUAGUAUUCCGUAUCUGGUGGGGGUACUUGAUGAGUUGUGUGGAUUAUCGCCCGGGGUGGUGAUAUUAUUGGCGCAUAAGGUACGGCAUGAUUCUGAGGAGAUGUUCUUUGAGAUGGCUGGAGAGAAGGGAAUUGAGAAGAAGGAGAGUGUGGUGUUUGAGAUGGCGGGGGAUAGGGUUGAUUUAUAUGUUAUGGGACGGUGA